AUGGCCGGCGGGUUUGAUCCUAUCGACCCGGAACGGUGCGAGCACUAUGCCGGCUUCGCUUCCCACCUGGACCGGACCUCUUUUGACUUCAUCUAUUGGUUCCUCUUUGCCCUGGUUAUAGGCAUGCUCUUUUUGGCAUCAUGGAAAUACAGCGGGGACCUCGACAAGAUCAACCUCCAAGGCCUGGAGCCCGGAACUCCCAGGUACAGGAACAUCAUGACAAAAUGCAUGGUCAUCUGCGGGAUCUAUUCCGCCAUUUCAGUCGUCGCUGUCGUCAUGGAGGUGUAUGCCCUGAUGGCGUUGCAGUUUUGUGACGGCGAGGACCUCAUGCCGCUAUACUGGUCAACUUGGACCAUGAUGCAGGUCGGGUCCGUCAUUGCCAUACUUGGCAUCAUGCUCGCCGUCUUCAACAGUCUGCGGGGGAGAAAGAACCCACCAUGGGCUCUGGCCCUGGGCACGCCGGUUUUAGUUGUUGCAGGCAUUGGCCAUGCCGUCCACGGAGCCGUGCACCGGCGCGUUAAAAAAGUGCGAUCCCGGAGCCGCGGCAGGAGGAGGGCUGUCUCCAUGUCGGGCCACAGUUCUACCGGUCGGCUUGACACGAGCUGCCGCGAUGUGCCCAUGAGCAGAGAACAAACCCUCCGCGCCGACGACAGUGAAAAGGACGAGUCGGAAAUCUCGGCCAAGUUCCUCGGCUUCACCCCCGACGGCAACCCUAUCAUGAAGUUUGCCGACGACGACACACCGCGCAAGAUCGAGUGCAACCACGGCGUCGUCGUCGGCCGCGGGGACGGCCAUGUCAUUAUUGCUUUCAAAAAGGCCAUGACCAUCGUCAAUGACCUCACCCCCAACAACAACAACAGCGCCAACAACGCCAACUCGGAUCCCACGGUCGCUGCUGAGCGGCCGCCCAGGAGGAGCUUGACCCCUACCCCCAACCCGCCGACGACGACGAGGACGCCCCCGGCCAGCCCACGGUCACCUGUGGUGAGGAUCGUCUCGCCGCCCGAACUGGGUCCGGACCUCUCCCCUGUGUGA
Molecule: messenger RNA, 1035 nt
Organism: Parathielavia appendiculata
Lineage: Eukaryota; Fungi; Ascomycota; Sordariomycetes; Sordariales; Chaetomiaceae
Exons: 4
Coding region: 1-1035 (344 amino acids)
Source: RefSeq, a predicted model, not a curated record